Messenger RNA from Neoarius graeffei (lesser salmon catfish), 3713 nucleotides. RefSeq names its product retinoic acid receptor gamma a (gene rarga). The record is from RefSeq and is a predicted model, not a curated record. Gene Ontology annotation, cellular component: transcription regulator complex; nucleus. Gene Ontology annotation, biological process: regulation of transcription by RNA polymerase II; cellular response to corticotropin-releasing hormone stimulus; retinoic acid receptor signaling pathway. The transcript has 8 exons. Lineage: Eukaryota; Metazoa; Chordata; Actinopteri; Siluriformes; Ariidae. The coding region runs from base 383 to 1891 and encodes 502 amino acids. Gene Ontology annotation, molecular function: nuclear glucocorticoid receptor binding; nuclear receptor activity; zinc ion binding.
ACCCUCCUUCGUGGGCGCGGGACUGAAGCAGUUGGUUUGCUCCUCUCUGCCUGGGAUUCAGUGAGUGCUAUGUGGAGCUCUUAUUUAGGUCGGUUACAGAAGACUAAGAGCAGCUUGCCCAAGGGCAUCCAGUGAACUGAGAGUGAGAGAGAGAGAGUGAGGAACCAACCAGCUCUACAUUCCACUCCAGCGAAAAGCAGGCAAGCAGCGCUAAGAAUAUAGAGGAAGAAAGCAACAACAGGCGCAGAUCCUGAGCAGAGGAAUUCCAGCCUGGGUUUUGCAGUUUGUCCAGAGCUGGUUUGUUGUCGUUCUUGUUUAUUGUUUUGAGCUAGGAAGCAGUUGUUAACUUCGAGUCUUUACGUAAGAGACAGGAGUAGGCAGUAUGUUUGACUGUAUGGAGCCUCUGGGGAUGGGACCCCGGCAGCUCUACGAUGUCACUAACCGUGGCGCGUGUAUGCUGAGGAAGGCGAGCCCCUUCUUCACAGGGCUGGAUCACUUUGCCUGGACGGGGUCUACAGCUGUUCAGUCGGUGGAGACUCAGAGCACCAGUUCAGAGGAGAUGGUACCCAGUUCGCCCUCUCCACCCCCGCCACCUCGCGUUUACAAGCCGUGCUUUGUGUGCCAGGAUAAGUCGUCAGGCUACCACUACGGCGUCAGCUCCUGUGAGGGCUGCAAGGGUUUCUUUCGGCGCAGCAUCCAGAAGAACAUGGUGUACACCUGCCACCGCGACAAGAACUGUCAGAUCAACAAGGUCACACGCAACCGUUGCCAGUACUGCCGCUUGCAGAAGUGCUUUGAGGUCGGGAUGUCCAAGGAAGCUGUGCGGAAUGACCGAAAUAAGAAGAAGAAGGACGUGAAGGAGGAAAUUGUACCGGUUGAGAGUUACGAGCUGAGUGGUGAACUGGAGGAAUUGGUGAACAAAGUGAGCAAAGCACACCAAGAGACCUGCCCUUCAUUGUGCCAGCUGGGAAAAUACACCACAAACUCCAGCUCAGAUCACCGUGUUCAGUUGGAUCUUGGAUUGUGGGAUAAGUUCAGUGAACUUUCCACCAAGUGCAUCAUCAAGAUUGUGGAGUUUGCCAAGCGCCUCCCUGGCUUCACAUCCCUCACCAUUGCUGACCAGAUCACCCUUCUCAAAUCAGCUUGUCUGGACAUUUUGAUGCUGCGGAUCUGCACACGCUACACACCGGAGCAGGAUACAAUGACGUUCUCAGAUGGACUCACUCUGAACCGUACUCAGAUGCACAAUGCAGGCUUCGGUCCACUAACUGAUUUGGUCUUUGCUUUUGCUGGGCAACUUUUACCGCUGGAGAUGGAUGAUACCGAAACAGGCCUCCUCAGUGCCAUCUGUCUCAUCUGUGGAGACCGUAUGGACCUAGAAGAGCCCCAGCGUGUAGAUCGUCUACAGGAGCCCUUGCUGGAGGCACUGAAAAUCUAUGCCCGCCGCCGCCGACCCAACAAACCCCACAUGUUCCCACGGAUGCUAAUGAAGAUCACAGAUCUGCGUGGCAUCAGCACCAAAGGAGCAGAGAGGGCAGUCACUCUGAAAAUGGAGAUCCCGGGCCCAAUGCCACCUCUGAUCCGGGAAAUGCUGGAGAACCCGGAAGCGUUUGAAGAGCAGCCGGAGUGCAGCGAGAGCAAAACCGAGCCAGCUUCUUCUGUUCCUCCUCCUCCUCCAUCAGUUCCCCCGUUCACCAUGAAGACCGAGCGUGAAGAUGAGGAAGAGAGCUGGGCCACUGAGAACGGAAGUGAGCCAUCACCGGAGGAGGAGGACGACGAAGACGAAGAUGCCGAGGAAGAGAGGGGAACAGACAGUGACGGAGAGGCCUGGUCUGGUCAGGAACCCAGUAUGGACAUGUCCAGAAAGAGCCAUAGUGGAAGGGCCCAAUGAGCAGGCUUCUUCUCUGUAAAAACACACCCACACCUCAUACCAACACCUUUAUUCCUCUUUCCCCUCGGUUACCCUGCUCUCACAGCAAUCUGCCCCUGUAGGGGUAAAAACAGAGCCUUAUAUCCGUACAGCUAGCCCUAACUCAGGCCUCGUGGUCAGCAAUGAGACACACGUGCACAGUGCGUGAAGUCUUGAGAUGGACAGCUCUUCUCAGGAACUCUGCAAAAAGGGCAAGAGGGAAGACGCGAGAUAAAACAAAUGACUGUACAGACAAAACAGUUACUUUUUAUACUAUCAUGUUUGUAUUAAAGAUAAAGGAGGAGCCAUAGAGAAAGACACAACAUUCAACAGUCAACGGGUUCAGCAAAAAAGCUGCAAGGCAAAACAAACAAACAUACACAAAAAAAAAUCAGCGAAUAACUUUUUGGAUGCAUUUGAAUACCAUUUUGAUUUUUUUUUUCAGCCUCUUUACUUUUUUAUGAAUAUGCCCAUACAUAUCUAUAUACCUUUUUUAUAUUUUUGUCUUUGUAUACUAUUUCUUCAGUUAUACAUUGUUUGGAUAGCUUUCCUAAGGAGAAACGGAGAUGAUCUAAAAAUUAUUACAGGCAGACGUCUACCGAGUCUGUACGCAGACGUUCGGCUGGGCUCUCAAGCACUUGGCUCAUUGUAGACAUCGGCGCUAAUCAGUUCGCUAGGUUGUCUCUUCCUUGACUCCUGCUAGUUGAUCAAUGUUUUAAGAACUGGGAUUACUGAUAUGAGUUCUGGUUCCUGAAGCUGCACUACCUUCCUGGAAUGGUGUUUUUGUGCCAAAGCAUGCAGUUUAUAACGUGGCAAAGAGUGUCAGCUGUCAGUGAUCCCCUCUAAAGCCAAACUCUAAGGAGUAAACUUAAAGUUCGUACACAAGGCAGGCUGUAUAUGCUAACCGUUCAGAACGUUCACCUCUUUAAUGUUCUUUUGAGAUGUGAAUUCCAGAAGAAUGCUUCUCUAAGAUUUUCAUGCACACAUGAAAAUAGCCACAUCUUAUAUAACCACGUUACCCCUACAUAUCGAAAGCACAUCCAACAUGCCGACAGAACUCUUUCUAUAUAUAAAAAUAAAACACAAACUCCAACUCAGGGCAUUUCGGUGAGGACCAAACGCUAGCUGCCUGCAGGCAUGCUGCAAAAACAGCAAUAUUUAUGUGUGUGUAGUAUUGAAUAUGUUCGCUCAGUUUAGAUGUCCUACUUGGAAGUGGUGACAUCUCCAGACCUUAGUAAAGCCAUUGUUAACUUUUAUAUGAUCUCUUUUAUUAUAGAAAUGAUGGUGGGGUUUUUUUUGUAAUAUACUGCCAAAAAGAAAAACACAGCAUGCAAUUAGGUGACCAUGUGUAAUGUGCCACUUUUACAGUUAUGCAAUACAGAAACCAGUUGUGUGUGUUUGUCUCUGGGAUUGUGAGGUUUGUUGAGCAUAGAUUUGGAUUGAUGAAUGUCAUUUGUGUGGUGCUAAAACACUGAGAAUGUGAACGUGCACCCACUCUUCUUUACACACACACAAACGCGUAAGCACCAUCGCCUCGCCUCUCUCAUGCACACUCAUGUCUGUCCUGUUUGUUCAGAAACACACACACAUCUCUCCUGGCACCUUGUGGAGUGUAGCACCUCCUGUAACAUGUUGCUAUGUUGCAAACCGAAUGUUGACCUUAUGUCGUCUGCUCAUUUUCCUCAAAUCGUCCUCAAUUUGGCUGAGGCUCCCCCCCCCCCGAUUCCCUAUUCAUGUUCAAGCAGCUCUGUUAUAUAAAGAAAAGCCAUAUAAACAUUCAGAGGCAAUAAAUGACUGAUUGCAA